This is a messenger RNA of Aspergillus calidoustus, 1320 nucleotides long. NCBI's taxonomy places the organism in Eukaryota, Fungi, Ascomycota, Eurotiomycetes, Eurotiales, Aspergillaceae. The record is from the annotation of a GenBank genome assembly.
AUGGGCCCAUCAAAAUCCAAUACAUCUCGGAAACCCUCGAAGCAGGCGCCAAAGCCAGACAGGAAGAGUAAUGACCCUGCAUCUGGAUCCCGCCGCAAACCCCAACCUCAGCAGCAGCAGCACCAAAAGCCAUCUUCGUCCGACGAGGAGGGCGCGAACAAGAUCGAUAUCUCUAGCAGGAUCCCGCUAACUCUCCAACAACUGCUCUUGAAUGUAUUCAAGGCUGCUUUGCUUCAGAGCAAUACUCCUAUUUCCCCGGCCCACGUCCAGGAGGAUCCACAAGCAGGCACGGCGGGAGAGCCACAGCUCGACAUCAAGACCCUAAUUCAGACGCUCAAGUCUCAUCUGUAUAAUCGAGACUUUGAGUCUGCAUUUGCCGAUGCGAGUGGGGAGCUGCUUAGCGCUUAUGCGUUACGAUGGAGUGCUGCGCGCGCAUUGGGGUAUGCGGGGUUGUUCAAGUCGAUCCUGGAGGUUUUGACUCAAGAGCAACAACCAAAUAGUGCUUCAGGUGAAGGGCAGCCUGGAACGAACCAUGUCGUAUGUAUUGGGGGAGGUGCAGGUGCGGAGAUUGUUGCCCUUGCAGCGGCGUGGAGAGACUUUAUGGCUGAUCGAAACGACGAGAUGUCAAAUGCCCUUGCUGCUGUAUGCCUGGAUACCGCAAAUGGGGAAGGAGAAGAAGAAGAGGAAAGGCCACAGAUAAAGAUUUCCCAUCCUACUCUCUCAGUCACAGCUGUCGACAUUGGUGACUGGUCUACGGUUGUGGAUAGGCUAUCCUCGACUAUACAAUCACCCAACGUUCCCAGCUCAAAAUCGCACCCUGCACCAUUACUCCCGGCCCAAUCCAACUUCACCGUGGAUUUCAAUCGCCUCGACGUUCUUUCCCUAUCAGACUCAGAGCUCGAUACUCUAUAUCACCCCUCCAAAUCACCCAGUACCACACCAACAACAUUGGUAACUCUCAUGUUCACCCUAAACGAGCUCUUCUCAACAUCCAUGGCCAAAGCCACGGCCUUUUUACUCAAAACAACAGACCUCCUACAAGCCGGAACCAUUCUUCUCGUCGCUGAUAGUCCUGGCAGCUACUCGACGCUAAAAUUAGGAAAGAAUGAUAGCUCAGGCGCGCCGCAGGAAAGGCAGUAUCCGAUGAAGUUCCUUCUUGAUCAUACGCUGCUCUCGGUUGCGAAGGGGAGGUGGGAAAAGAUAUUCUCGCAGGAUUCGAGGUGGUGGAGGAGAGAUGCGGCGAGGUUGUGGUAUGAUGUUGGGGAAGGGGCUGGGUUGGAGGAUAUGAGGUUUCAGAUUCAUGUUUACCGGAAGUUAUGA